UUUUUUUUUUUUAACCGGCGAGUUGAUUUUUCGUUUGUUUGUUUUCCAUCUAUUUGGAAAUACAGGGGCACGGGGCGGGCACCAGCGCGGCGCCUCUCCACAAAUCCCCGCGGGAGAGAGGCGCUCCGAGGGCGCCGCCGGCUCCCGACGCUCCGCAUCCGGGAGCGGGCGGGCAAACCCGGCUUGCGGAGGUACCUUGGGGUGUGGUGGGGCCGGGAUUCCCGGACUGAGGCCGGGAUUAGGUUACAGCGUUAAGAAAGGCGCACGCUUACCCACCCUAUGAACAAACAGGAUGCUCACCAGAACCCCGAGUGUUGUUGCCCAAGUGUUCCUUCUUCUAAGCAUAGUCCUUGUUAUUGCCAUUGCAGUGAUUCAGAUAAAUCAGCAACAGGUCCUCUCCCCAGGGCUUAAGUAUGGAAUAGUCCUUGAUGCUGGAUCCUCUCGGACUACAGUCUAUGUCUAUGAGUGGCCGGCAGAAAAAGAAAACAACACAGGAGUAGUGAGCCAAACCUUCAAGUGCAAUGUGAAAGGCCCUGGCAUAUCCAGCUAUGGGAGUAGCCCUGGAGCUCUUGCCAAGCCUCUUGAUGACUGUCUGAAUAAAGUGAAGGAGAGAAUACCAGUUCAUCUGCAUAAAAACACUUCUGUUUAUCUGGGGGCUACAGCUGGCAUGAGACUGCUGAGGUUGCAAAAUGAGUCGGCAGCCAAUGAAGUCCUUGCAAGCAUUCAAAGCUACUUCAGAGCACAACCUUUUGAAUUUAGGGGUGCGCAGAUCAUAACUGGGCCAGAGGAAGGGGUGUAUGGAUGGAUAACAGCCAACUAUUUAAUGGGCAAUUUCUUAGAGAGAAACCUUUGGAGGACAUGGGUCCAUCCUUACAGAAAAGAGACCAUGGGUGCACUGGACCUUGGAGGAGCUUCCACUCAAAUUUCAUUUAUCCCCGAGGACCCCGAGGAGCACCUCAACAGCACCUUGCAAGUGAAGUUGUAUGGGUACAACUACAAUGUCUACACUCACAGCUACCAGUGCUAUGGGAGAGAUGAAGCUGAGAAAAGGUUUUUAGCAUUGCUGCACCAGAAAUCAAAGACCAGUGCCAAUGUGGAUAAUCCCUGCUACCCUCAAAACUAUAACACAGCAUUAACCAUGAAGGACUUCUUUGGCAGCCUUUGUACACAGUCUCUGAGACCAGCAAAUUACUACCCAAACCAGCUUGUGAAUUUCCAUGGAACUGGAGACCCAGGUCUGUGCCAGGAGAUGGUUUCUUUAUUGUUUAACCUCAGUGCUUGCAGAGACAGAGAGGACUGUCCAUUUAAUGGAAUACAUCAGCCAAAAGUUAAAGGGAAUUUUGUGGCUUUCUCUGGAUUCUACUAUACAAUUAAUGCUUUGAAUUUAUCUGGGCAAUUUUCCCUAGAUGACUUCAAUUCAAGCAUGUGGUUUUUCUGUUCACAGAGCUGGGCACAGCUCCAAUUUAUGCUGCCUAAAUUUGAAGAAAUAUAUGCUAGAUCCUACUGUUUCUCAGCCAAUUUCAUUUAUUACUUGCUUGUACAUGGUUACAACUUCAAUGCAGAAACUUGGCCACAGAUACAUUUUCAAAAGGAGGUUGGUAACAGCAGCAUAGCGUGGUCACUCGGUUACAUGUUAAGCCUCACCAACAUGAUUCCAGCAGAAGCGAAGCUGAUCCAGCUACCUCUGAAACCUUCUCUGUUUGCUGGGCUCCUCGUCUUCCUCACAGCCACAGCACUGCUGUGCCUCCUCUUCCUCGUCUACCUGUGCGUUGUGUCGCAUCAGCGGAAGGACGUCCCUCGCGUGGAACACGUAUUUAUUCCAGAGUGAAUGAACCUGGAGACAAACCAAAAACGUUAUAGUGCUACUAAACAGAACUUUAUUUUGCUCCCCAUUUUUCAAAAAUAAAGACAGAAAAAAUAACUUCUGGACCAGAAGCAUAAAUAGAGAAGGGGCACAAAGGAAUCUGUGAUGUGGUGAAUUGGAGUGCUUUUGAAAUAUUUUGGUAAUUGUUUCUGUAAACUUAAUUUGUCCAGUGUGCAGCAGAGAAAACGUGGGCAUAUAUGUCACUUUGCUUUAUAAGGGAUUAUUUGCAUUUUCCCGACAGGUAUGUAUUAUUUUUUUUGUUCAUUAACUCUGUGCUAACUGGUGAGUUCAAGCAG
This is a messenger RNA of Camarhynchus parvulus, 2160 nucleotides long. It is a transcript of the gene ENTPD3, whose product is annotated as ectonucleoside triphosphate diphosphohydrolase 3. The coding region runs from base 293 to 1828 and encodes 511 amino acids. The record is from RefSeq and is a predicted model, not a curated record. Gene Ontology annotation, cellular component: plasma membrane. Gene Ontology annotation, molecular function: GDP phosphatase activity; UDP phosphatase activity. Lineage: Eukaryota; Metazoa; Chordata; Aves; Passeriformes; Thraupidae. Gene Ontology annotation, biological process: nucleoside diphosphate catabolic process. The transcript has 11 exons.